Messenger RNA from Entamoeba nuttalli P19, 4047 nucleotides. RefSeq names its product tyrosine kinase, putative. Lineage: Eukaryota; Evosea; Mastigamoebida; Endamoebidae. Gene Ontology annotation, molecular function: protein kinase activity; ATP binding. The transcript has 4 exons. Gene Ontology annotation, biological process: protein phosphorylation. The record is from RefSeq and is a predicted model, not a curated record. The coding region runs from base 1 to 4047 and encodes 1348 amino acids.
AUGUUCCUUCUUCUUAUAUUACUAACAUACCUUUCUCAUGCAACCCAAAUGGUAAGUUGGUAUGAUUAUUUUACUGGUAAAUUUGUUAUUAGUGAAUUAAGUCAGACUCAUUUUAAUUGUAAAACAACUUAUUAUGAUCUUCGUAGUAAUCAAAAUGAAUAUAGAAGUUAUUCAGGUUGUGAGUCUUGUAAUGAUAAUGAAUUAUUAAUAAUGAAUGUUUUUCAAAAAGAUAAUAGGUUAUACGGUAUUAAUUCUUUUUGUUCGUCUUCAUGGUGUUCAAUAAUUCCUGAAUGUGGGAUUUAUGAUUACCAUACUUGUGAAUGUAUUGCUUGUCAACUAAAUUACUUUCUACCAAUAGAAAAUCCACAUCAGUGUCUUCAUUUGUCUAAAUUCAGUGGAUGUACUUCUGCAGAUGGUGUUUUUUGCAAUACUUGUAAAGAUCCUAAACAUGUACCUAAUCAAUUAACACAUACAUGUCAAAUACCUGAUUCAUCAUGCAGUGCUAUUGAAUACUCUUAUUGUUCAAGUUGUACUGAUGGAUAUGAAUUUAACUUAACAUCAGGACAAUGUGAAAGUUAUCUUGAAACAGUAUGUAAGGAACAUUGUAUAUCAUGUACUGGAACUCCAUAUUCUUGUCAUUGUGAAAAUGGAUAUACAAGUCAAAAUGAUCCAACAACAGGAAAUGUAAAAUGUCUUGACUUAAAAGGAUAUGACUAUGAAUGUCAAAAUGAUCAAUGUACAAGUUGUAGUGCUAAUCAUCAAUUAUGUUGGACUGGAUUUACAAAAACACCAAAUAGAAUGUGUGUACCUUUUAAAUAUAACUAUCAUUGUAAAAUAUUUAAUUCCGGAAGUUGUUAUCAAUGUGAAGAUAAUUAUUAUAUUAUCAAUUUUAAUAAUAAUGCACAAUGUCUUUCAAUUAUUCAACACCCAAUUCCUCAUUGUAAGAUAUAUAUUUUACAACGUUCAAAUUAUCAAGGAUGUUCAAUAUGUGAAGAUGGAUAUUAUUCUUUUAUUGAUACUAACUUAGGUUUAAUAAUAUGUGAACAAGUUGAUGAUUUCAAACCUGAACUUUCAUUUUCAUCAUUUUGUAUGGAGUAUUAUCUCAUUAACUCUGAUACACAUCAAUAUGAAUGUAAAACGUGUGGAAUAGGUUAUUAUCCUCAAAGAAUGUUUUGUUCACGUUGUGAAUAUCAUUGUAUUCAAUGUAUUUCAGAAAGUCAAUGUCUUCAAUGUGAAAUAGGAUAUUUUGUUAAUAAUGGAAAGUGUGAAAAAAUGGAAUUUGAAAAUAUUGAAUCAUUUUGUUUAUCUAUAGAUGAAAUAUAUGGUUGUUUAGAAUGUAGUAAUUCUAAUUCAUAUGGGAAUUGUGAUAAUUGUCCAUUAAAUUGUGAUAAAUGUUCAAUUGAUUCAAAUGGGAUAAAAAAUUGUUCAUUAUGUUCAUCAAAUUAUGAAUUAUAUAAUGGAGAAUGUGUUAGUAGUUCAUUACUUCAUUGUAAAUCAUAUGAUUUUAUUCAACAUAUAUGUAGAAAAUGUGAUGAUGGAUAUUAUAAUUAUAAUGGAGAAUGUACAAUUUGUCCAGAAGGAUGUGAAUUUUGUUAUUUAAAUGAAAAACAACAAGUUAGUUGUAAUAAAUGUUCAAAAGGAUAUUAUAAAAAAAUAAACAAUGAUAAUAUUUUAUGUAACUUAACAAUAAACAAUUGUAAAAUAUAUCAAGAAGAUUAUUGUAUUGAAUGUGAAAAUGGAUAUUAUUUAGAUAAUAUAAAUGAAUGUAUUUUAGCACCUUCACAUUGUUUGAAAUAUGAUAUUGAUAAUAAUAAAUGUAUUGUGUGUGAUUCAAAUACAAACAAUAUUAAUGGAAUUUGCUUAGAAUAUGAACAAUGUGAAAUAAAUAAUACUCUUGGUACAACAAAUGAAUAUUUUAAAAUAAAUGACAAUUGUAAAUAUUUUGAUCGAAGUUCUAAUAAAUGUAAUGAUUGUAUAAAAAAUUAUCAUGUUGGAGCAAAUGGUGAUUGUAUUCAAAACAAUAUAGAAGAAUUAAAAAUGGAUUUAAAUGAACAUUGUUUAUCAUAUACUUCGAGUGGAUGUUCUCGUUGUAUUGAUUCUUAUUACUUUAAUUAUCAAACAAAACAAUGUGAAGUAUGUCAUAAUUCAUGUAAACAUUGUUCUGGUCCUUCAUCUACUGAAUGUACAACAUGUGAUUCUUCACAUUUCUUUUUAAAUGGAAGUUGUGAAAAUAAUGAAGAAUUAAAGAAUAAAUGUAAUAUAAUUAUUGGUGUUGAAAAUAGUAAGAUAUGUUUGUCAUGUAAAGAAGGAUUUGUAAAACAAGGAUUUGAAUGCAAUGAAUGUCCUAAAAAUUGUUCUUCAUGUUAUGAUCAAGAACAUUGUUUUGAAUGUAAAGAAUCUUUUUAUUUAAAGAAUUCAUUAUGUUAUUCAUAUAAUCAAUUAACUCAUUGUACUGAGAAGACAAAGAAUGGGUGCAGUGUUUGUGAAAAUGGGUAUUAUCUAAAUGAUAAUAAUGAAUGUGAAAAGUGUAAUAGUCAUUGUAUUGAAUGUACAUUAACACAUUGUAAACAAUGUGAAAAUGAAUAUGUAUUACAAAAUGGAAUAAAUUGCGUUUAUUAUCAAUCAAUUGACCAUUGUAUCAAAUCAAUAGAUUCGAAAUGCUCAAAAUGUAAAGGAAUGAAUAAACCAGAUUCAAAAGGAGAGACGUGUGUGAGUUCUUUAAAUUAUGGAUUAAUUAUUGGAGUACCAUUAAUAUGUGUAUUAAUAAUUAUUAUUCUCUCUGCCUUAUUAGUUUAUUAUUUUAUAAACCUUCACUUUAUUCAUUAUUUUAAUAAGAAACAAGGUGUUAUUCCACAACCAAUAUCAAUGUUUUCUGUUGAAUUUUAUGAUAAUGAAUAUCAUAAAGAUAUUCGUUAUAAUUAUACUACAAUUACAAGUGAUAAUGAAUUAGAGGUUGGUAAUACAAGUUCAAUUGAUAUAGUUGUUGGUAAUUUUAAUAGAUAUAAAACUUAUGAAGUUCAUCUUGCUACUCCAAUUGAUGAUAUAAAAUGUUCUUUUAGUCAUAAGCCUGAAUGUGCUGAUAUUCCACCAAAGAAAGCAGUUGUAUUUACAAUAUUCAUAAAGCCAUUAAUAUGUUGUUGUAUUACACAUACACUUGGAAUUAUUAUUAAAAGAAAACGCUCAGAUAUAGUAAUUCCAGUUAAACUUCAUUUAUUUACUCAAUUAGAUUGUUCAUUAGAUCCAGAUGAAAUUAUUGAACAAAAACAAAUUGGAGAAGGUACAUUUGGUUCAGUAUUUAAAGGGAUGUUUAGAGGUCAUACAGUAGCAAUUAAAAGACUAAAAAUUUCAACAACAGACGAAAGUAUUUCAGAAUUUAAUAAAGAAGUUGAAUUAUUAGAUAAAUUUAGAUGUCCACAAAUAGUAUAUUUCUAUGGAGCAGUUUUUAAUCCAAAAAGACUAACCAUUGUAAUGGAAUUUGCACCAUAUAAAAGUUUAAAAAGUAUGAUAAAUAAUGAACCAAGUGAAAAAAUUUCAUUUAAAUUAAGAGCAAAGAUUCUUUGUGAUUGUGCAAAAGGAUUAAUGUAUCUUCAUAACAAUCAUAUCAUUCAUAGAGAUGUAAAAAGUGAUAAUAUUUUAUUAUUUGAUUUAAAUCUUGAAGCUCCUGUUAGAGCCAAGUUAACUGAUUUUGGAUCAUCAAGAAGUAUUACAUUAGCACAAAGUAAUAUGACAUUUACAAAAGGAAUUGGAACACCUAUUUAUAUGGCACCAGACCUUUUAAACAAUAAAAGAUAUGAUGAAAAAAUUGAUGUAUUUUCAUUUGCUGUUGUAAUGUAUGAAAGUUAUAUUUGGGGAGAUGUUUAUCCUGAAAAAGAAUUUCCAUAUAUUUGGAAUAUUGCAUCAUUUAUUGCAGAUGGAAAAAGAAGACCAAAGAUAGUAACAAUGGAAGAAUGGUUUUGGGAAUUAAUUAAUUUAGGAUGGAACCAAAAUCCUAAAGAAAGAAUAACGAUGGAACAAAUAGUAUUAGAAUUUGAAAAACAUGGAUAUUAA